UAUUCCAGUGCUUAACCACCCUGAUAGGAAGUUGUUCCUAAUGUCCAACCUAAACCGCCCUUGCUGCAGUUUAAGCCCAUUGGCAAUUUAAGCCCAUUAUGGCUUAACAUGGGAAAAUAUUUAUGUGAAAUUUGCUUGCAGCCUGGGCUAAGGACAUCCUAAGAUGCACAUGAUGUGGCAGUUCUAACAUGAGCCUUCGGGUGUUUGGAACUACAUGUGACAGUUUCAGAGGCUGCCAUUCUGGCUGGUUCAGAGUUUGAAAACUCUGGAGCCCAAGCCUUUGUAUUGUGUGGGCAGUGGGACUAAGCAGGUCCUCCCCUUUAAUAAUGAAGAAACCUUUUGUCCUUCUCAAAGAGACCAGCUCAACAAAUCAAAUUUGGCACUUCUAGCUCAAGCUGGUUUUGAGCUGUGAAGGGGCAAAACAGUAUUAGGAAAUAUUUCAGAAAGUUGGCCCACCUCAUUUUCGGAUCUCUGUUAUCUUGUGAAUACCUCAGUCAGUCCUCCUCAAGCUUCCCAGGAAGCUUCUACCAUUCCAUUGGAUCUUGCAGGGCAAUUUUCAGAUGGAUUUGUUAAUUCUGGUAAAGUUGAGCAAUUGGAUGUGUAAAAAUCAGCCGUAUAAUGGAACAAUUCAGAUCUCAAUUGUGAGUUACUACAGUUUCUCUACAGUACACAAUGGCUUAUUGCUGACAUACCUCCCAGAAGCAGUUGCUUGUAAAGGGGUAUUUUAAUAGAGAAGGAUGCCCUUUGGCACUCAGAAUGGGAGAGAGUUCCAAGUAGAAGGUGUGGGAUGGAGAAAGACCUGAAGGCAAGAAGAGGCAAAGGUCACAGAUGAGUUGGGGUGUUGAGGAAGAAGGUGUACACGCAGAAAUGGCAUUGUACAGGGCCUUGUAGGUGAGGAUAAAAAGAUAUGCUUGGUAUGGGAGGCUAGUAGAGGGAUUUGAAGAUGGUCUGACGUGGUCAGAGUAGUGAAUAAGAAGAUUGGGACAGAGGCCUGAGAACUAAGCACUGGUCUUGGGCAAUGAAGCUUUAAUAUUUCUCAGGAUGCUUGAGUGUCUGGGUGUAUGAAUUUUCUAGGUUUAAAAUGUCACUGCACAAUUCUAGGCCCUGGUUCAGUGUUUACUUACUGUUGGCAUCGUGUAAUGUCUGUGAUGUGUCAUCUUUGUUUUCUAGCUGAAAGAAAAGUUAGCCUUCCUGAAAAGAGAAUACAGCAAAACAUACAACAGGUUACAGCGUGCACAAAGAGCUGAGAGGGUUAAAAAUCAUGUUAAGAAAACGGUUGCAGAACAAAAUCGAUUGCUUAGGCAAGAGGAAACGGAGAAUAAUACCACAGAACUGAUGGAUAAACAGUCUCCCAAUGGUGGCAAUAAACCUGGAACAUGUCGGUUACAGACCAAUACCUGUUCUGACUCAGGCACUGAGAAAAAAAUGUCUGUCACGUUUAAACUUGAGCCUGAAUUCUUCAACAAUGAAGUUAACUUGCAGGAAAAUUCAUUGGCAGAAAGCACAAAUAGUGACCCAGAAAAUAUCCCCUCUGACCUCAUGAGAUCUGUUAUUGAGGAGAACCAAAACCAACUGCCAAGGAGUAGAAUGACUUUGGUCUCAGAGGGGAGAGAAUCAGCUUGUGAAGUGCCACCAAUCAGUGCUGGGGAAACGUUGGACAAUCAAAUGGCCAGUACAGAGGAGCCUGGGUCACCAGUAUUCAAGGGGAGGAACACCAUCUCAAACACCAAGAAUAAAAUUCAGAAGCCCCCCAGGCCGGUCAUUGUGAGCGAAGAAAAAGGUUUAACGCCUCAAGAGCCACAGGUAGGAGACUUGCAGGAAAUGCCUGAAGAGAAUGUAUUUCUGAGUGUCCCCAAACCACUUUCAUACAUGUUGAUGGGUGGCAAUAACGUUCAGCAGCCUGUCUCUCCAUGUGCUGAGGACAUCUGUGAUAGCUAUGAGCCACUGCCCCAGUGUUUAGUGAGUGAUAUCCCUGUUUCACUGGAAAACAUUGACAAUACAGGAAAAGAACUUGCCUGUAUAGAAAACCAAAUGGAUCGGGAAGAGUUGUGUAGGGCCUUGGAUUUAACCGCAGAUAAUCAAUCAUCCCCGGCAGGCAGUAGCAACCCUAGCAUUAGUGAAAGCAGACCCCAUAACGAAAGAAACCACAAUGAGGCCAAUAGCUCAAGUCCUCUGAACACUGAGUCUCUUCUGGAUGAUGUUGAAGAACCUUUGGGGAAUCAAGAGGCUCAGACUGAAGCAGGGUCUCCUGUCCUAGAGAAGACUCCUCCUGCAGCAGAAAGCGCACUGAGCUCUUGCACAAUGAUUGAAGGACUUCUCUUUCCUGUAGAAUAUUAUGUUAGGACAACUCGGCGUAUGUCUAAUUGCCAGAGGAAAGUAGACCUGGAGGCUGUCAUUCUCAGCCAGUUGGGCAGGAGCAGGAAAGGGCUGCGAAGUAAACAAAAGCAGAUAAAUUCAGAUCAGCUCUACCAAGAAACCACCAGAAGUGAUGUGCAGGCAAGAGGCACUCCCUUCCCUUUUCUAGGUGCAGAGAGUGACCCAGUGAGUUCAAGUAGUUCUCAGAAAUCUCUCCCUCCAUCAGAUGAGAGCAGCACCUCCAAUGGUUCUCUUUCUCAGAAGACUGUUAUUAGUACGAAACAAGCUAAGGGAAAAUCCUGGAGGAGAGGAAGGGGCAGAUGGGGUUCUACCUGCAGACCUGCACUGAAUGGGUCACAAGCACGUCCUGAGACUUCAGAUCUCAAAGUGCUAAAGGAAAACAGUCAUCUCUUGUCAAAUGAUUCUCAACGUGAAAAGGAAAACUGUGAGGGUGACCCUGAGAGGUCACCUAUAUGCAAAACAAGGGUGAUUGUCCCUGCAGCUGGUGAGGCUCCAGAAGCGGAAAUGAUAGACGUUAUGUGGCCAACUGAGGCUGAUCUUCCUGAUGGAAGCCAAACAUUCAGCAAAUGCCAUCAGCCUCCAUUAGAACAUAUUCAAAAUCCACUCCAAGGAAAUAGUUUCUUAAAUCCAUGGGAUGAAGCUUUCCCCAGCCCCACACGAGAUCUGGAAGCCAAUGUAAACGUGAGUCAGGCUGAUAAACAGCCAGUGGGACACAUUAGGAAUCAGUGUGUGCAGAAAGUCUGCAGGGCUGAGCAGCUGCCAACAGUUAAAGAAUCUCUACCUCAGCACGAUCUCCCAACUUCUUCUGUGAAACGUAAAGUGAGGCAAGGAUCUAAAGGUAAAAGAGGGCGCAGUCAACAGAUGGACUUGGAAGGUCCAACUCCUCUAGGCCAUCUUGGUCUGGAUCCUAUGGCCUUCGAUCCUCCCUUUCGCUUCCAGAAUGAGAUGCUCAGUGUCAAGUGGCUGCCCUCGAAGCUGGACAUCAAAGACUUUCAGUUACCUGAUGAGGAGUUUGGUCUCCUUAAAUUUGAGAAACUACAAUCCGGCACAGUGAAACAGCUGGAGCCCUUUGUUCCUUCAGGGUCUGAACACUGGCUCCAGAGUGCUGGAGACACUGUGACUUUAGGGGACACGAGACUUAAACAAGUGAAUACAGAAGGGAAGAGUCUAGAAAAUAGCUUUAUUUCUCCUUCAAAGACUAUGUCACCUAAACAGCCUCACUUAGAAGGGCAGUUGCACAAGAAGGGGCUUUCUCCAAGGGAAUUGCUGCUAACUCCGGCAAGUACUGUCUCAGCUGGUGCAAUCAACCAGCUUGAAUCACAGAUUCACACACCUGCUUUCCCUGUCCUGGGUGCAACCCCAGCUAUCCUGUCACUGGUACACAAUGAGACCUUACCUGACACACUUUCUGUACUUCCUUUGCAAGUGAAAACGAAUCUCUUCAAAGAACCAGCCAGUCAUGUCGUGGAUGGGAGGGAGUGUAAUAACUCCACAGGUGCAUUGCACUCAGAUAGCUGCAGACCAGGAUUUGACUGUAGGUUUGAUGAAGCUGUCACCCUCAAAGAGUAUCAGCAACCAGGGAACGGUUCCAAGGAGUGCUGCAGUGCAGAGAACAAACUGACAGCAGAGCAGUUGGCCGUGGCACUGAGUGACAACCUGAGAGACAGGAGCUUGCAACUGGCCUCAAAGCUAAAGAACCCCUCAAGUUCUUGUGCUGUGGACGUGAGCACUGUCUGGUGGGAAUCAGCUGGCUGCACAGAGCUGUGUAUCGUAACUGCUUGUGAGACUUCCAUUUCCCUGUGGAAACCUCUGGCUUCCAACCAGUGGAGCAAGGUGUACACCUGGCACCUUACAGAGAUUCCAGUAAUACAAAUUGUUCCCUUGCCAGAUGUCUGUAAUCUUGUGUGUGUUGCCUUGGGAGAUCUGGAGAUUGGAGAAAUAAGGCUCUUGCUUUGGUCUUCUGAAGACGGCUCCUUAAAGCAGUCCCUAGUGAAAACCGGGAACAUAAAAGCUGUUCUUGGUCUGACAAACAGGAGGCUGGUCAGUAGUAGUGGGACACUUCAAGACCAGCAAAUCGAGAUAAUCUCAGUUUCGGAGGCAGGAAGAAGCAAUGAGAGGCAGACUUUGAUGCCCCCAGAAGAAACCAUUCUGGCUUUUGCUGAGGUAGAAGGGAUUAGAGACGCUUUGGUUGGCACAACUGGAGUGAACAGCCUUGUUGUUUGGAACUUGAAAACUGGCCAGAUUCUGAAAAAGAUGCACGUUGGUUAUUCCUAUCCUGCUUCAAUCUGCCAUCGCGUCUAUUCUGACUCUGGCCUCCUGUUUGUUGUUUUAAGUCACCCACAUGCCAAAGAGAAUGAGUCCUGUGGAAACCCUGCAUUCCGGAUGAGAGUGUUCAAUCCCAAAACAGCCAGAAGUACUGGGGUAAUGUUCUUCUCCCUCCCCCCUGGACACAGCGGAAGGUACCUGGAAGGCGAAGUGAAGGGUGUCUCUGCAGCAGCUGUGCUAACAUCUGGAGCAAUUGCAGUGUGGGACUUAUUUUCAGGCCAAUGUACUGCUCUACUUCCACCAAACAAGGAUGGGAAUUGGUCUUUGGUCAGGUGGUCAGUCACAGAUUCCUGUCUCCUGGCUGGACAGAAAGACGGAAGCGUGUAUGUGUACCAUUAUUCACAAGCCAAGGCAGUAGGGAAGUCAAUGGGUAAUACGAUGGAUUCUGAAACGAACAGGAGAAUUUGCACUGAUAAUCUAAAGUAAAUUGAGCUGGAUAGGAUCUUGUGUUGAAGAAAGAUUCCUCAGGUUCAUCUGUUCACUUUCCCACAAGUAAACUGUUUUUUUCCCACUUUAAGUCAGGUUCACAAGGUCUGUGAGAUGAUGCUGGUCAACCUGGCUGACUUUGAAUGUGUCUUGUCUUGCUCACUAGAUCUGUGAAGCCAAUGGCACUGUUUAACAGUGAUUAGCUAGAUCUACCCGUUUGCAUUCAGGGUUUGUAUAUUUCAUUGUGAAAAGCACUUUCAGUGGAUUAUCUAGAUGUAAGAUGCUAUUAAACUUUAUUUUUGUAAACUC
Messenger RNA from Chrysemys picta bellii (western painted turtle), 5436 nucleotides. Lineage: Eukaryota; Metazoa; Chordata; Testudines; Emydidae. The record is from RefSeq and is a predicted model, not a curated record.